AUGCCAGUUUUACCGAAGGACACGGCAGAAUGUAUUCGCACCAGAGAGGAGCAGAUACUCCUAAUAAAAGUGUUAAGAGAUACAUUUGGCAAAAACCUGACGGAGAUAAAAGGGCAGGUUAAACAGCACGAGGACCGUAUUUCUCAGUAAGAGUCCGGAUCGCCAAAAACUGAGGUUCAGAUGGCUCAUUUGAGGAAGACCCUGGAAGAUAUAAAAACAGGAACAGUAACUUCAGCUUCAGUUACUGCUGUUCCUUCCAUGCGAAGGUUCAAAAUUCCGCCGUUUGAUGGAACAGCCUCGUGGUCAGCCUACAGGAUUCAGUUUGAGGUGGUUAUGAAGGCAAACGGCUGGAGCAAGUCACAGGCCAUGACGGCGCUUACUCUAGGAUGCCGCGAACAAGCUUUGACCAUCCUGGACGCCUUAGGUAAGGAUGCAACUUGUGAGCAGCUCGUGGAGGUGUUGGAGUCGAGAUACGAAGAUGUGCACUUGGAACACGUUUUUUGUGCCCAGUGCCAUAGCACAAUAAUAGAAAUGUGUGGAAUAUUCUCGAUAAUUUCAGGGAUGUGGUAUUAUUCGCUAUAA
This is a messenger RNA of Bombyx mandarina (wild silkworm), 582 nucleotides long. RefSeq lists its product as uncharacterized. The record is from RefSeq and is a predicted model, not a curated record. NCBI's taxonomy places the organism in Eukaryota, Metazoa, Arthropoda, Insecta, Lepidoptera, Bombycidae.